Penaeus monodon (black tiger shrimp) is the source of this 3311-nucleotide messenger RNA. It is a transcript of the gene pbl, whose product is annotated as protein ECT2-like. Bases 236 to 2830 code for a protein of 864 amino acids. Gene Ontology annotation, cellular component: cell cortex; nucleus. Gene Ontology annotation, molecular function: guanyl-nucleotide exchange factor activity; GTPase activator activity. Lineage: Eukaryota; Metazoa; Arthropoda; Malacostraca; Decapoda; Penaeidae. The record is from RefSeq and is a predicted model, not a curated record. Gene Ontology annotation, biological process: activation of GTPase activity; mitotic cytokinesis; regulation of cytokinesis, actomyosin contractile ring assembly. The transcript is spliced from 19 exons.
GGCCAGCAGUUUAAAUGGCACUUCGCUCAAUGGUCUUCUAAAUCCGCCUAUUUUAUCCCAUUUUCGAACCUAAAUCUCCCGCAAGCCUACUGACACCGAGCGAGCCACCCUGCGGAGAACAAGUGGAUCGAAGGGAUGAUGGAGGAAGGGAGAGAAGGGGAGAGAACAAGGAGGAAAAGAGAGUAAAGCGAGAGGAGUCCGCGGACGUUGGUAUUCUUAGAAACUCUGGUGAAAAAUGGCUGAGCAAACGCAGCCUUCGAUUGUGAUCCAUGGUGACUUGACAUCAGUAAGCCAAACUGACGCAGAGUCUUGUGCUGACCCACGUAUCUGUUUGGUUGGUUGUUUAGCUGAUGACCCUGUAGCACUUGAAGCAGCUAAGAAAUUUAAUGUCCCUGUGGUGACGUCCGAAACUGGUGAAGAAUAUACUUCAGAUGUAAAUUAUUGUACAUUUUUUGUUGUAACUGAUUUUGAGAGUAAAGAGUUUGAGGAACUUCACAAACUUGGUGCAAGAUUAUUUGGAAAGCCAGCAUUAUUAGAACUGUCAAAAGAUGGUGUCUUAAUAUACAAUCAGCGACCAAUCUUUUGCCAUGUGAUGAUAGGUGUUGUUCUGGUAUUUACUGGGUUCAGAAAAAAAGCAGAAGUCUCAAGACUGCUAAAGCUGGUCCACUAUAUGGGUGGUAGUGUGAAGAAUGAGAUCAGAGACAAUGUCACCCACCUCUUAGCCUAUUCAUCUACUGGUGAAAAAUAUCAGUACGCCACAACCUUCAACAUUCCCGUCAUGGGUGAAGAUUGGGUUCACGCUGCGUGGGCUCACAGAGACGAAGUAGGAGCGCGUGCAGAUAUCAACAGCAUGAUGAAGUACAAAAUAAGAGUGUUCCACAACCUGAGAAUGGUGCUGUUGGGCUUCCCCUCUGAAGACCAGGGGCAGAUGGAAGACCUUGUCCGGCAGAAUGGGGGCGUGCUGACCACAUUAGAUGACCAGCAUGCAACUCAUGUGGUGGUAGAAGAACAAAGUGUGACUGAAAAGCCUGCAGAGUGUCCACCACGUGCACAUGUGGUUAAAGCAGAAUGGUUCUGGACCUCUAUCCAGAUGGAUGCUUGCCCCAAUGAGAAACUACAUCUCUUUGAGGAAAUGAACUCAAGUAGUGUCAUGAGCCCACGGCAAAUGUUUGUCUCACCAAGUACUCCGGGCUCCAGAAGUAGAAGACGUAAACGGUUGAGAGAGACUGUGCAACAGUUGGCUCAGGAUGACUCACCAUCAACACUUCCUACAGCUCCUCCAGCAAGCAAACGAAGAUCCUCAGUGGGUGAUUUAGCCUACCUGUCAGCUGAUGGUUCAUUCUUGGACGAAACGGUUCCCACCCCAAACAGGUUGAUCGGCAGUGCCGAUGCUACUCCACUCAGCCCACCCUCAGUUGACCUGAAGCAGCUAUCAGCUCGUCAGAGAGUUUUCCAUGAGUUGGUCAAGACUGAGUGUAACUACGUAAACAUUCUUGACACCAUUGAAAAAGUUAUAAAAGCACCUCUGGAAAACAUAGUCCAGCCAGGUGGACCAAUGUUAGAUGCACAAGAAUUAAAAUUCAUAUUCGGCAACUUGCCUCCAAUCCAUGAAGUCCACAAGCGUAUGCGGAAUGAUCUUCUUCAGUUGGCACAUAAUUGGUCAGAUGAUGCUAGUAUAGGAGAUAUCAUUUUGAAAUAUUCUUCAGACUUGCAAGCAGCUUAUCCACCUUUCAUCAACUACUUUGAAAACAUGAAGGAAAUGCUUCAGAGAAUUUCCAUCGAACGCCCCAGAUUUCAUGCUUUCCUUAAGAUUGCACAGAACAAACCAGAGUGUGGCCGGCAGAGCUUCCAGGAACUUCUAAUUCGACCGGUGCAGAGAUUACCAUCCAUGAGCCUUCUUAUUAAUGACAUCUUGAAACAUACAGAUAAAGUUUCCCCAGACCAUGCAUCUCUAGAACAAGCUCUUGAUCAAAUCAAGUCUGUUAUGACAUAUAUUAAUGAUGACAAGAGAAAAACAGAAGCCAAAUUAAAACUCUUCGAAAUCCACAAUGAUAUUGAAAUGUGUCCUCCUAACUUGGUGGCAUCUCACAGAUUGUACUUGAGCAAGGUGGAUGUCACAGAGUUGAGUGACACGUGUAGUGGUCGAGGUGACACCCUCACCCUCUUCCUCUUCAAUGAUGUCAUGGAAAUAUGCAAGAAGAAAAGCAAGUACAACAGCAUCAAAAGUCCGAGCAGAGCAAAUCUCCAUGCUAUUAAGCCUAUCAAAACUUACAAGCACCUGGAGAUGAUGAACCUGGCCCAUAUCAAGAGAAUUGUUGAUAUCAGAGAGACAGAAGAAUGCCACAAUGUUUUUGCUCUAAUCAUUCGAGCCAACCAGGAGUUCAAGGAGCGUCUUUUUACCUUCGCACUCAUGCCUGACGACACAACAAAGGCUGCUUUCCUCAAGAUCCUUUGUCGAACUGUUGCCAAUGUUGUGUGUAGAAAUGAUGUGGAGAAUUUCUUGGUUUCAAUGGAUCCACACCAUUUAGACAUAGAGACCAGUGAUGUCAGUCUAACCAAUGCUCUCAGCAAAGCCCUCAGAUUUGCCACGCGGACUGGCAGGAAGGUGAGCCGUGCAUUCAGCUUUAACAAAUCUCCUAGUAAGUUAAAGCGAGCUGUGUCAACUGUGAUGAGCCCCUUCGGCACGCUCUCCCAACAGUCGUCUAUGAGAGGAGCAACGAGUGUCAACAACCUGGCUGAUCUCUCUCUCUCAGGAACACCACCUAGCGGGGGCUUUGCUCAGCCAAUGGCCACUCCCACUCCCCGCAGACGCCCUCUCAAGCAUGUAUGAUGGCAUUUUUGUGACAGGAGGGUAAUGAAGAAAUUAUUAUUGCUCUCAUUACCAGACAUUGAAUGCAAAUUAUAAUUAACCAGUAAACAGGCAAACAAAAGAAACUUCUGGAAGCAGGUGUUUCAUUCUUGAAAUGCAUCUGUUGUCACUUGGCCAGUUCUCUAUGACUGGUUAUCCAGAAGUUUUUCUGCCCAUGCUCUCCAGUGUCCCUGAUUUCAUGACAAAUCAUCAGCAGCUCAACACACCAAUCAGUAAAUAAUUGUUUAGUGUGUCUGAGAAUGGACUGUCGGUGCUACACAUGCUCAUUGUUACGGUCUCUUCCCAGGCUCAGUGAAGGCUUCAGUACCAGCUUUUUUACUGAGACAAAUGAAGAAGUGACUCCGCAACAAAGGACUAGCGUAUGAGGUGCACACCCUACGGGUCUGUCCUGCUUAUAAAUGUGAAAUCCAGGAUACCGAUUAAAACUUGCUGUGUUUGAAUA